Messenger RNA from Grammomys surdaster, 4762 nucleotides. It is a transcript of the gene Amigo1, whose product is annotated as adhesion molecule with Ig like domain 1. Gene Ontology annotation, molecular function: protein binding. Lineage: Eukaryota; Metazoa; Chordata; Mammalia; Rodentia; Muridae. Bases 145 to 1626 code for a protein of 493 amino acids. The record is from RefSeq and is a predicted model, not a curated record. Gene Ontology annotation, biological process: brain development. The transcript has 2 exons.
GACUGAGCUCCCGGACUGGCCAUGGGCUGAGACGCAUCCUCGCAGAGCAGCCUGUAGUGAAAGUGACCCUUCCAUACUCCACCAGAACAUGCCGGGGUGACUUUCUGCCAGAUCCUGUGGCCUUCCUCGCUCCCCAGUGACACUAUGCAACCCCAGCGUGACCUGCGAAGCCUCUGGCUCCUGCUGCUCUCCUUGUUCCUGCUUCUCUUUGAGGUAGUCAGGGCUGGCCGAUCUGUGGUUAGUUGUCCCGCCAACUGUCUGUGUGCCAGCAACAUCCUCAGCUGCUCCAAGCAGCAGCUGCCCAAUGUGCCCCAGUCUUUGCCCAGCUACACAGCACUACUGGACCUCAGCCACAACAACUUGAGCCGGCUUCGGGCUGAGUGGACCCCCACCCGUCUGACCAACCUGCACUCCCUGCUGCUGAGCCACAAUCACCUGAACUUCAUCUCCUCUGAGGCCUUCCUCCCGGUACCCAACCUUCGGUACCUGGACCUCUCCUCCAACCAUCUUCACACGCUGGAUGAGUUCCUGUUCAGCGACCUGCAGGCGCUGGAAGUGCUGUUGCUUUACAAUAACCACAUUGUGGUGGUGGACAGGAAUGCCUUCGAGGACAUGGCCCAGCUGCAGAAACUCUACUUAAGCCAGAAUCUGAUCUCACGCUUUCCUCUGGAACUGAUCAAGGAUGGAAACAAAUUACCCAAACUAAUGCUCUUGGAUCUGUCCUCGAACAAGCUGAAGAAGUUGCCCCUGACUGACCUGCAGAAAUUGCCAGCGUGGGUCAAGAAUGGGCUGUACCUGCAUAACAACCCCCUGGACUGUGACUGCAAGCUCUACCAGCUGUUUUCCCAUUGGCAGUACCGGCAGCUGAGCUCCGUGAUGGACUUCCAGGAGGAUCUGUAUUGCAUACAUUCCAAGAAGCUGCACAGUGUCUUCAGUAUGGAUUUCUUCAAUUGCAGCGAGUACAAGGAAAGUGCCUGGGAGGCCCACCUGGGAGACACCUUGACCAUCAGGUGUGACACCAAACAGCAAGGGAUGACCAAAGUGUGGGUGUCCCCAAGCAAUGAGCAGGUGCUACAUCAGGGGUCCAAUGGCACGGUGACCGUGUCCGAGGAUGGCAGUCUUCAUUUUAAAGGGGUGCAGGUUGAGGAUGGGGGUGUGUAUACCUGCUAUGCCAUGGGGGAGACUUUCAAUGAGACCCUGUCUGUGGAGUUGAAAGUGUAUAACUUUACCUUGCACGGACACCAUGACACCCUCAACACAGCCUAUACCACCCUGGUGGGCUGUAUCCUCAGUGUGGUUCUGGUUCUCAUCUAUCUAUACCUCACCCCUUGCCGCUGCUGGUGCCGGGGUGUGGAGAAGCCUUCCAGCCAUCAAGGAGAUAGCCUCAGUUCUUCUAUGCUCAGUACCACACCCAACCAUGACCCUAUGGCUGGUGGGGACAAAGAUGAUGGUUUUGACCGGCGGGUGGCCUUCCUGGAACCUGCUGGACCAGGGCAGGGUCAAAAUGGCAAACUCAAGCCAGGCAACACUCUGCCAGUGCCCGAGGCAACAGGCAAGGGCCAACGGAGGAUGUCAGAUCCAGAGUCGGUCAGCUCGGUCUUUUCUGAUACACCCAUUGUGGUGUGAGCAGCAUAGGCUGAUGGGGAGGUUCUGCCCCAGGAGAGGUAGUGUACCCCUGAGGGAUAUGAGGGGGUGGAAGAGAGGGCUGGCUGCCCAAGGGAGUGGGUUCCUCCUGACCGCCAGGGAAUUGGCCAUGGGCACAAGAGGAGGCAAGACCCCAGUGAGGGUGUGGAUGCUGUGAGUUUCACAUAUGGAUCUAUUAAUCCUCAGGCAGAUGCCACACCCCUACCCAAGGCCUUGGCUGUUCUCCGUGUGGUAGAGGAGGAGGGAUGCGUCUGAGUUGGACAUGAACAAGAAAGGGGGUGAGGGGAGGAGUCUGAGGGGAGGAGCAGAUUCCCUAAACUUUUUUUGAGGUCAUCCCUAGCUCCUUAAGAGAAAACCAUUUGAAAAACAACUUUUUUUUUCUGUCUCUGCCCACCCACACCUGCGAAGUUGUGUGUGUUGGGGGAGCCUCCACAGGAGCCAUGCUGGGAAGCUGCAGUAUCUUCUCUGGUUGGGAAGUCACAGUCAUAGCUAGAGAACUGGAAACCUUUGGAAAAUGAGUCAGGAAAAGGCUGAGACCUGGAUCAAUAACACUCCCUAAAGCUGCCGGGAGACUUCUCACUAGAGCCGUCUUCUUUCCCCGGGAGUCCUGAGUAGGUGGAUCUUUGCAGGAGCCUGGCCUCUUGCCUGUUAGUUAUGGCAGCAAUAUAGGACAUUGUGUCUGUGCCUUGUCCUGGGGCAGGUGGCACAGAUGGGUACAGAAUGAAUUAAGAGGUCCCUGUCAUAGCAUAAAACUUGUAGAUAGGGCAUAAAUUCCAGGUAGGCUAAUUCCCUGGCUGGGAGAAAGCUUUGAUUAGUUUUUGACUCCCAGUGUCUAUCUGUCGGGAUGUGAGUAGGGGAUACUGAAGAAAGAGCAGUAUGAUGCCUGCCACCACUGUGGCACAAGGGCCAUACUUGCUGUAGGAACAGGGAAAACCAGCCUCUUUGAUGUAGCAGCCAGCCAGACCUACCGGAUCUUCCAUGUGUGCCGUCUCUUCCAACAACCUUGUAAUCAGCUCAGGUAGGGUUCUGAGCCUUCCAUAGAAUGCUGCUCUGCAAAGAGGAGUCAGUAAAGUACGGUCCUGCUCAGUUAGACUAGGUCUGGAGAUAGACAGGACCUAAUGUUUAUCUUCUCUCUGCUGACAAGGCUGUCUCACUCCUGCAAAGUGUGGGAUUUUUGUCAUCUGAAGGAUUGGAUCCUAGUGGUCUCUGUCCCAAAAUGGCAAUACAGAGUAUGGCUUAGAGUUCUGCGCUCCCCCCACCAGACUGGAAGGCAGGCAGUCUUGUAACAGAGGCGGAAGGGGCAUUACACUUUGAAAAGCCAGUCGGAGAUUAGUGCAGUUGUGACUGUCAGAGCAGAGGGACUUAAAAACAAACCCAGCCUUAGCUUCCAUCCAGGCUCUCGAAAUGCUUUGGGUAGAGAUGAGUGUGCCCUGCAUCCUGUGAGCAUACUGCAGGCCCCAAAGGCAGUUGUUCUGAGCUUUGGAAGAGGUGGUGGGCAGGACAGAGGUGAAGGUGUUCCCCAGCGUUGGUCUUUUCCGGUGUCUUUUCUUUCCCUUGUUUCCUGUGGUUGGAAGUCGUCCAGGUCCUCCAGUUUCCUGACCUGCUUUUCAAGUUCUAAGGGGUGUUGUUUACCUGUGGGUGAGGGCUGCUUAGUGCUAGGAGGGCCUGCUGGGCUGCUUGUAAGGACUGGGGAAGAGAAACUGAAGUCAACAUUGUCCCCUGUCUGCUCCUGGGAUCUCAAGGCUGCUGUCCAUCCUUUAUUAGUAACCUAGUUUUGUCAAGAGAGCGGUGCAGCGAUUCCCCUUAAGUAGUUGCAUGCUCAUAGGUAUGCACCCUCAUAGGUAUGCAUGCACACCAGCGCCUUGAUGUCCACCGGGACAGUUAGUCUGUGGCCCCCUCUGAUGCCACCAUUUCUAGAACGGACUCCACCCAUGCACACCACUUCUCACACACAGUUUUCUUGCACUGCAGGAGAGAGAGGGUGACCACGCCAGGCUCCUCAAAUGCACAGUCUCUUGUACUUUAAUUUCCGAACGCCCUGAACUUUUACCCAUAUCUCCAUGGAGCUGAAUCACUUUUCGGCAGAUGCUGGAGUUAGGGGAACCACACACCAGAGCCUUUGGGUGAAGGGUGGUGAGGUACUAGCUGGUUUUUCGGACUUCUCAGAAACCUUCCUAAAAAACUACAUAUCUGUAAGACAGGAGGCUAGAGCCAGAGUAAUGAAGGACUCCAAAGAAUUCUAGCAGAGGCUAAGCAGAGUUGUUCUUCCUGUGUCCUAAUAGAUAAGGGUUGGUGAGGAACCGGUUGUAUUCCAAAGACUUCUGGGGACUUUAUCACCAAAGGUCCAAGAGCCAGACCUGCAUCCUCAGACUCGUAGGGAAUGAGAAAGUCUCUUAGGUGGCAGCAUCCUCUCCUGACACCAUAGAGGGCUGAGACCCUUUAAAAUGGAAGUCAAAUGAAGUUUGCCUUCUGGGGCAUUCUAGCUGAGCAGGUCCUGAGGAUCAGGAGGGUUAUUUUCUUUUUAAGUCCUACUCUGCAGCCUAACUCUCCCUACUGUAUCCACUAACCUGGGCCCUAGUUCAAGACACCUACAGGACAUGUCUGGAUGCUUCACCAGGACAUUUAACUGAUUGGUCUCUCCUUGUGGUUUCAGUUCUUAUGACCCAACGGUAGCUUUUUGUCCUUGUAGAUGGGGUGUAUGUGUGUGUCCAUAUUCCGCAUAUAUGAUCCCAUUAGACCUUGGGAAGAAAACAGCCAGGUGUAGAUAUAAGAAAGGCUGGCCUUCACGCCAUCUGUACCCAUAAACUGUAUCUCCCAGGAAGGAAAAGCAGGUUUCUCUGGAGACAGGAUGUGAUAGGGCUCUACAGUCUGUGUAAUUAUCUGUGAUCUUUUUCUUUGCUGUAUCUAUGGGGCCCCUGGAAAAGGCCAGGAAAGGAUAGACCCAUCUGGGGAGAGCAAAACCAAUUUUCUGGGUUUGUGUGUGUUCUUGCUUUGUAAUUCUUUUUUUCUGUGUCUAGGACUCUUCCUCCCACUGUGUACACCAGGCUGGCAAACCUCAGAGCCCAUGGGCUCUAUAACUAGACAAUGACCAUUAAACCUGGCUUGAGUCUCUGCUCUG